Molecule: messenger RNA, 1192 nt
Organism: Biomphalaria glabrata
Lineage: Eukaryota; Metazoa; Mollusca; Gastropoda; Planorbidae
Product: dnaJ homolog subfamily C member 9-like
Exons: 6
Coding region: 214-1020 (268 amino acids)
Cellular component (GO): nucleus; cytoplasm
Molecular function (GO): heat shock protein binding
Source: RefSeq, a predicted model, not a curated record
AUUUUACUAGAGAUUAAAAAAAAAACGUCAUCGCUAGGUCUAAAGCUAGAGAUCUAGGAUUAUAUAGACUAGAUCUAGAUCUAGAUAGUCUAGAAUGUAUCUAGACUAGUAGAGUCAACAUUUCCAUCUAUUUUACAUGCAGAUCUAGAACAAAAAAAAGUAUUCAUAGACUAUACUAAUAGAUCUGCCUAGUCCAUUUGAUAAACUUCCAAGAUGAAAAAUCUCUUAGAAAAUUGCGAAAGACAUUUUCAUACAGAUAAUUUGUAUGAGGUUCUUGGAGUGAAAAUAGAUGCAUCAAAACAAGAAAUAAAGAAAGGCUACCACAAGAAGUCCCUCAUAUUUCAUCCAGACAGGGACACGCAAGACAAGGCUGAAGCAACAAUAAAAUUUCAGAUUUUAGGUCAAGUGUAUAACAUUCUCUCUGAUGAUGCAAGGCGAGCGGAAUAUGAUGAAACAGGUGCAGUUGAUGAAGCCAGCGUUGAGCAAGACAGGAAUUGGGAACAAUACUGGAGACUGCUGUUUCCAAAGAUAACACUCAAAGACAUUGAAGAAUUUGCUGUAAAAUACAGAGGUUCAGAUGAAGAGACAGAAGACUUAAAGGCCAUCUACUUGUCCAGCCAAGGAGAUAUGGACACUAUUAUGAGUAACAUGAUGUAUAGUACCUUUGAGGAUGAGGACAGAUACUCCACUCUACUCAAGAAGCUAAUCAAGGGAGGUCAACUGCCAGACUAUAAAGCAUUCUCUAAAGAAAGCAAAAAGAAAAAGGAGAAGAGAAGUAAAAAGGCGCAGCAUGAGGCAGAAGAAGCUGAAAAAGAAGCUAAGAAGUUGAAGCUUGAUGGAUCUGAAGACUCUCUUAUUGCAGCUAUAAGAAGUAAGUCGAGGCUGCAGCAGUCGGAGAGCUUUUUAUCCCAGCUGGAAGCUAAAUAUAGCAAGGCUACCUCUGAUAAGCCUGGGAGCAAAUCAACAGCAAAGUCUGGAAACAAGUCAAUGAAAGGUGCUAAAAGAAAGAAGAAAAUUUGAUCAGAUCUUUCCUAACAUUACUAAGUGACCCAAGCCUCGAUGUGUUUGUACAACUUGUAAAUAACUGAAGACUAUACAGGCUGGAUGCCAUUUAUUUAUUUCUUAUACUCUUUUUUGUAUCCACAUCAUCUUUGACCAUGUCAAAUGUUUGAAAUAAACAUUGUCAACAUCA